Lucilia sericata (common green bottle fly) is the source of this 2789-nucleotide messenger RNA. It is a transcript of the gene Nep5, whose product is annotated as endothelin-converting enzyme 2. Bases 40 to 2679 code for a protein of 879 amino acids. Gene Ontology annotation, molecular function: metalloendopeptidase activity. Gene Ontology annotation, biological process: protein processing. Lineage: Eukaryota; Metazoa; Arthropoda; Insecta; Diptera; Calliphoridae. The transcript has 9 exons. The record is from RefSeq and is a predicted model, not a curated record. Gene Ontology annotation, cellular component: plasma membrane.
CUUAACUAAAAAUAGUAUAUUAAAUCUAAACUAAGAAAAAUGGAUAGAACUUAUAAUACAAAUAAUGUUUGGACAACAACUAAUGGAUUUACGAUAGAAAGACGUCGUCCUAAUACACCGGACAAUUUAAGCAUACAAUCCACAAUUUCUGGACGUAUCUCCGCAAGAGGUCAUAGUGCCGCUAGCGUCGAACAUGUCAAUCAAAAUAAUAAUAGCGCCAAAUCACCACCUGCGCUGCAUCACUAUCCAAAUAAUAAUUUAAUAGGGGUGGAAUCCAGAUUUCGUCGAAAAUACUACAACAAAACCCUAUUCAUUUUGCUCAUAGUAUUAAUAAUCUUAUUGUUAAUAACCAUCAUAGUUUUAAGUGUUUUAUUAAGCAAAAACUCUAUUAGUACAAUUUGUCGCUCCAAUGAAUGUCUGCGGACAGCGUCAAACUUAAUAUACUCAAUGGACGAAGAGACUGAUCCCUGUGAGGACUUUUAUCAAUUUACCUGUGGUCGCUGGUCUGACGAACAUCCACGACCCGAUUCUGUGAUAUCGAAUGAUUGGUUUCGUGAACGACAGAUUCGCAUAAUGCGUCAAUUGCGUAAAUUUUUAAAACAAAAUGUCAGCGAUACCGAGCCCGAGGCAGUGGCCAAAGCAAAAUUAAUGUAUAAAUCCUGCAUGGACACUCAAACACUGGAGGAGAGAGGCAUGGAACCAAUAGUACACUUCCUAAACGAAUUUAAAUUGCCCAUAAUACCUAGUGGCUUGAAUAUAACAUUAAGCCCUGAGAGUGUUAAGAAAUACAAUCAAACUAAGGAAUUCAAUUGGUUGCAGUCUAUAGUUUAUAUUAAGAAAUUUUUAUCUAUGGAUAUAAUGAUCGGUUUUGAUAUAUUUGCCGAUCCCUUUAAUCGUACCAUUAAUCGUAUUGCUUUGGGAACACCGGAAACCGAAUCAGCACUGCCGUUUAACAAUGAUGAUGUUCAUAAAAUUUUAUAUAAAGUUCGUAAAAAAUUUAUAUUGGCUGAUGAUGAUGAUGAUGACGACGAUGAAAAUGAGAUCGAGGCUCGUGAGGAAGAAGAGGAGGAGGCUGCUAAACAGACUUCAAGUGGCUUAAAAGCAUAUGUUUCAUAUGUUAAGAAAAUUUUCGAAAUUUAUUUAUUAUAUUUGGAUCCGGAUGCCAAUCCUGAGGAUAGCGAAGACAAUGUUGGUGAGAUGACUGUGAAUGCUGUUAAAGUGGCGAGAAAGAUUUUUAAGCUCAAAAGUGCCGCAGAAAAUGCCACAAAAUCUUCAAAAAAUCCCAUUGAUGACAUCAUUUACAUUACAGUAAAGGACUUGCAAAAACAAACCGACAAAUUAAUCUCACCCAAAACAAUACCCAUUUGGAACGAAUAUUUGCAAUUAAUGAUGACCGAUAGUAUAAAUACUAAGAACAUCAGUGGCAGUGAGAAAUUUAAUACAACCGAUUUAAAAAUCAUUACCAGCGAGGCCGAUAUUUUGUAUUUGCAAACCAUAGUCGAAUAUCUGCAAGAACUGCCAACAGCACAUUUGGAAUUCUAUUUAUGGCUUAGUGCAGUGGAAGAGUUAAUCCUUCAUACCACUAGUGAAAUGCGUCUGCUACAUGCCGAGUACAUGCGUCUGGUCAUUGGCACCGAAGGCAGUACACCACGUUCCUUAUAUUGUGCCCAUGGCAUUAACAGUCUCAUGGGCAUGGCACUAUCCUACGCAUUAGCAGACGACGACUUCACUCGCCACAAAUUGCCAAACGUUGAACGUAUGCUGAACGAUAUACGACGUUCGUUUAACAAUUUGGUGCGCUCGACGACGUGGAUGGAUGAGCCAACGAAAUACGAGACUUUACAAAAGUCUGCGGAAAUGAAAAGUUUCAUUGGCUAUCCCGAAUGGAUUACCAAUAACACCGCUCUAGACGAUUACUAUCAGGGUGUUAAGGUGAAUGCCUCAACCCAUUUGGAGAAUAUGGUGGGGGUACUGUUGUGGCAAACACAAAUGAAAUUGAAUGAUUUGAAUGUACCGGAACCAUUUGGUUGGGCCACCUCGCCUAGUAAUGUUAAUGCGUUUCAUACAUUUCAGGCGAAUGCCAUCACCAUACCAAUUGCAAUUUUACAAUAUCCCUUCUACGAUCUGGGUUUGGAAGCUCUUAACUAUGGUUCAAUUGGCACGAUAUUGGGACACGAACUGACACAUGGAUUUGAUGACAAUGGACGUAUGUUUGAUAAGAAUGGAAAUAUGGUACAAUGGUGGUCUAAUGAGACCAUAAGUGAAUACAUAAAUCGUACUGAAUGUUUUAUAGAACAAUAUAGUCACUACUAUUUGCCAGAUAUAGAGGAAUAUAUCGAUGGUGAAUUGACUUUGGGUGAAAAUAUUGCCGAUAAUGGUGGCAUGCGUGAAGCCUUUUAUGCCUAUCGUCUGUUUGUUAAAGAAAACGGUCGUGAGAAAAUCAAACUUCCCGGAUUAGAACACUAUAGCCAUGAACAGUUAUUCUUUAUAUCGUUUGGCAAUCUUUGGUGUGAAUCCUAUACACCAGCUGCCUCACGUUAUGCCGUAGAAGAUUCCCAUUGCCCGGGUAAAAUUCGUCUUAAAGGUGUGCUAUCGAAUUCAGAAGAAUUUGCUGAAACAUUUAAUUGUCCUCGUGGUUCGGGUAUGAAUCCCAAUGAGCCCAAAUGUCGUAUUUGGUAACUGCUUAGAAUAUGAUGAUAAAAUUAACACUAUUUGGUUGUGUCUUAUAGAAAUAGUAGAAAAAAUGUGUUUAAUUUGUAACGCAAAAAAAGUGAUGUAAAUAGAUUAGU